This is a messenger RNA of Falco peregrinus (peregrine falcon), 1347 nucleotides long. RefSeq names its product feather keratin Cos1-2-like. Gene Ontology annotation, cellular component: intermediate filament. The transcript has 5 exons. The record is from RefSeq and is a predicted model, not a curated record. Gene Ontology annotation, molecular function: structural constituent of cytoskeleton. The coding region runs from base 488 to 901 and encodes 137 amino acids. Lineage: Eukaryota; Metazoa; Chordata; Aves; Falconiformes; Falconidae.
CCACAGGGAGCUGGACCGCCGGUCUGCCGCCACCGAGAGCCGCCCCGGAGGGUCCUGCACCAGUGAGGUCCCUUCGCUACCGCUCGCGAUGUACGUGGGGCUUUGGCCCGGGAGCUGGCGGUACCAGUAGAUGAAGUCAACAAAACCCAGUCAGGAGCAUCCGGAGAGGCGAGGUUUCCAGAGGGUGUCGGCCUGUGCAUUGGCAGAAGCGUCCGUUAACAGUCGGUGGAGAGAGGAGUGCGCGGACGGCGGGUGGAAGGUAGUUCCUGCUGCUGCUGGGAACAAUCUGGCUCUACAGAUGUACCAUCUGUUCCCUGUGAUUGAACAUCAUCCUCAAACUUGUGGAAAGAAAUGGAAAGGCAGCAAUUCCGGAAGCCAGGACACGGCCCCCAGCAUUAGCUGGGAUGCUUUGCAUUCAAGAUGAGCUUGUCAGAAAAUAAUCACCUCCACAAGGGAUGCCUCUGGCAGCCUGGGGCACUGAAGGUCCAUGAUAAAAGCCAGCCCAGCUCCUCGCUCCCUCAUCCACUUCUCUUGCCUCCUUCUCCCUGGGAGUCAGGUGCACCUCCAGCCCCAAGCCAUGUCCUGCUGUGACCAGUGCCAGCCCUGCCAGCCCUGCCAGCCCUGCCAGCCCUGCGGCCCGACCCCGCUGGCCAGCAGCUGCAAUGAGCCCUGUUGCAGGCAGUGCCAGAGCUCCACCAUCGUCAUCCAGCCUUCUCCAGUGGUGGUGACCCUGCCCGGCCCCAUCCUCAGCUCCUUCCCGCAGAACACCGCCGUGGGCUCCUCCACCUCUGCUGCCGUUGGCAGCAUCCUCAGCUGUGAGGGAGUGCCCAUCAACUCCGGGGGCUUUGACCUCUCCUGCAUCACCAGCCGCUACUGCGGCAGCAGAUGUCGCCCCUGCUAAAGGUGCUGGCAACGGCCUUGGAUAAGGACUCCCAGGAACCCAGAAACACGAUGCUGGACAAAGGAUCAAACUUUGUGCCAUUGUUUUAAGAGCAGCUUAUCAUCUCAGGCUUGUCCUGCAAGGGCAGCCUGAAAUGUGUCACCCUGGGCUCUCUGAAAACAUGGCCAACGUCUACCUUUCCUCUCUUCCACUUGGACUUUUUCUCUCUCUUCUUUCUUGUCUUGUGCUGCCCUCAAAGCCUGCUGUGAGGACCCCAGAAAGCAGCCUGGAGUGACCUGCCAGCCUGUCUCCCUUUGCCAUGCUGGCCAACGGAUACGCUGUGGGAACUCUGCUGCAGGAAAAGGCAAACAGAUUCUUGGCUGCUUCUGCUCCUCCCUGCACUGGUGGUCUCCACUUGGACAGAUCUCCUUUCCCUCUUUAGACUCAUUAAAAAUUUUCUGCAACUG